This is a messenger RNA of Colletotrichum orchidophilum, 1812 nucleotides long. RefSeq lists its product as uncharacterized. Bases 1 to 1812 code for a protein of 603 amino acids. The transcript has a single exon. The record is from RefSeq and is a predicted model, not a curated record. Lineage: Eukaryota; Fungi; Ascomycota; Sordariomycetes; Glomerellales; Glomerellaceae.
AUGCGCUCUUUCAUCGUUCUCGCCGCCCUAACGGCAACCGGCGCAGCUCAGUUGAUGUCUCUAUCCGACCUUGCCAGCAUCCCUGUUUCAACCGUUCAGACUGUCCCCAUCGGUGUUGGCAACCAGACUGUUGCAGCCUCAAAACGGAAUGUCAACAAGUUGGCAGCUCGCGGCGACUGCAGCGCCCUUCCCGCAGGCAGUGGCCCGGUGCCCUCUAACGAUACGGACUCGGCAUUCCUCGCCGACACGGACUUAUCCAACGCCGCUUUGGCGGCCGCCACCCCAUCCGGAUGGUACCAGACCUUCCAGAACCUCCAGUCUGCGACCUCUGCCUCAGCCUACAUGGGAUACAAGACCUACGCAACCUAUAGCCCUGCCCAGUGCGCAGCUGACUGCACUCAAAUGUCGGGCUGCGCGGCUUUCAACCUCUUCUUUGAGAGAGAUCCGAGCCAAGAUCCCGGCACCGCAUGCCCCAACCCCCCGAGCACGACUGUAAUCAAGUGCAGCUUCUGGGGUGUCGGAAUCGGUCCGUCCACUGCCACGAACAAUGGCGAAUACAGGAACGACUUCCACGUCGUAAUUGCAGGCUCGAACGGAUACCAACUUACAGCGCCCGACUAUGCCGUCUCUGGCUACAACUCGACUUUCACUGACACGGCCACCAUCAACGCCCCGAACGACUGCAACAGCUACAUCACGUACAAGGCUCACACCAACGGAGCAUACGACCCUUCUCUCUGCGCUGCCGAUUGCGCUGCUCAGAGACAGGAAACCAAUCCGUUCAACGGUUUGACUUGCCGCUUCUUCACCAGCUACUCGCUUGUCAAGAACGGCGUCGUCCAGGCUCAAAUCUGUGCUUUGUACUCGCGUACCUGGGACAAGAGCUACGCUGUCAACACGGGAUACACAUCCGGCUCGGACGUCUACACGAUCCAGUACGCUUACUCUUACACCUACACAUCUGAUAUGGGCAACUUCAACUGCCCUCAAGGCAACGCGGCCACCUCCGCCACCUCUGCCACUUCGGCCACUUCGGCCACUUCGUCCACUUCAUCCACGUCGUCCACCUCUGUGAUCGUGACACCUUCCACUCUUUCCACAUCCACCACCUCGUCCGCUGCCACCCUGACUACAUUAAGCAGCUCAUCCACUUCCCUUAUCGGUACUUCAACCUCCACCACCAUCAAAACUACCACCUCGUCCUCCGCGGUCUCAACAACCAGCAGCACGGCGGUCUCCAAUGGACCUCUUACUGCUUGCCCCAGCCCAUUGAGUUAUAUUGUCGGCUCUCAGGGUGGCUUGUAUGCUGUCUGCGCCAACACCGACUUCAUGAUCCCCAGCCCCCAGAUCUAUUACGGCUACAAGUCUAAUCAAGACUGUGCCACUGCAUGCGAGGCGCAAUCAGGCUGCACCAAGGCCGUCUACAACCCUUCCACUCAGAUCUGCUAUCUGAAGGGUAGCCCGAGUGUCGCCGCCUCGAAUUGGAACGUCAACGCGCCUUUUCAGACCCUCGUGAAGGUCACUGACGGUACUGCUCUCACCAAGUGCUUGGCGCCCACUUACACCGUCAACUACCUGGGCACCACCUACCAAGUCUGCCCCAGCAGUGACUUCACCAACAACCCUGCCACGGACAUUUGGUACCUCAUCCCCAACGACCUCGCCUGCGUUGCCCUCUGCCGCUUGAGGGCAGGAUGCACCAAGAUUGUGUACAACUUUGUCACAAAGACCUGCUACAACAAGGGCAACCCGUCCCUGGCCAACACCGGAUGGCACGUCAACACUCAGUUCCGCGCCAUCUACAUCAACUAA